AUGAGGUGUUUGAGUGCAGGUGCCUGUGUUGAAAGAAGUGUGUUGCUUGUGGGUGCUGUCCUGACUUGUGAGGUGGGUGGCAAGCGGGUGGAUAUGGUGAAGGCUCUUGAGUCUCUGAAGCCUUGGGAUGAAAUGAGUGAGGUGAUGGGUGCUGGUUUUAAGCUUAUCGCGCAAGUCCCCGACCUGGUAGUUGGGUUGCCCGGAGAGGUACACGAAGAACUGUCGAAAGCGGAGCUGAACGCCCUGCACGCCGCGGUGCUGUUCGACCGGCGACUACGUGCCGUAAUUAUCGUGGCCGGGAGCCACUGUCUGUAUGCGUUGGAGCAAGUGAUUCAGGCACACCCUGAUACUUGCGGAAUAACACCCGAGCUGGGGCACGCCAUUCGGGAAUGGGUAACGGCGUUUCGGAACCGCGUCGGACCGGCGUACCACCCCUACCCGGCUACCGACGCUACCCGAGUCGCAGACCUAAAGUUCUUUCUACUGCGGCUUUCCCGAGUCUCCGUAAGAAACAUAAAACACUUCAAUACAUGCACCAUACCCAUCCUCCAACCCUGCAACCCAGACGCUGUCUUGCCCGAUGUCUGGCAACGGGCCCAAGCCGAGCUUGGGUCCGUCAUUGAAGGGGAAGUGCAGGAAGUCUCAGCCGUGAGCUCGGACGAAUACAAACAAAGGAUGGGACCACUAGCGAUAGCCGGCCUCGCCGCUCCGAAACCAACUACUGCUCCGGUGACUCGACAUGUCCAUUUUUCAUGA
This is a messenger RNA of Gregarina niphandrodes, 756 nucleotides long. RefSeq lists its product as hypothetical. The transcript has a single exon. The record is from RefSeq and is a predicted model, not a curated record. The coding region runs from base 1 to 756 and encodes 251 amino acids. NCBI's taxonomy places the organism in Eukaryota, Apicomplexa, Conoidasida, Eugregarinorida, Gregarinidae.